AUGUCCGAAUUUAUUUUAGCUUUUCUGACCAUAUCGGGAUUAUUUCCAAUCGCCAAGGUGCUGACCACCGUAGGCGCAGAUCAAGGUACAGAGGAGUUGCCAGUGAAGUGUCCUCUUAACCACAUGCAGUGCGCCGGCACAAGGCGGUGCAUUCACUUUAAUAAACUCUGCAAUGGGGUGAUAGACUGUGAAGAUGGCUUCGAUGAAGGGGUGCACUGUCGAGAGCUCCUGCCAAAUUGUCACGCGCUGCGGUGUCAGUACGGCUGCGUCAUGACGAGAUACGGGACAUUUUGCUUCUGUGCAGACGGCUUUGAGGUGGAGAGGGACGGGCGGACCUGCACAGAUUAUGAUGAAUGCUCUGCGUAUGGGAUAUGUAGCCAGACCUGCAUGAACACCUAUGGGUCCUAUCGAUGCAGCUGUACAGAUGGCUACAUCAUGCAGUCUGACAGAAGGUCCUGCAAAGCCAAAAAUGAGCCUGGCGACAGACCUCCUGUUCUCUUGAUCGGAAACUCGGAUCGCAUCACCGUCACGUACCUGAACGGAUCCUCGGUCCCAACAGCAAAGUCACGGAACACUAAUGGAACGAUAGCGCUGGACUUCAACCACAACAAAGAGUCUGUUUGCUGGGUCACAUCCAGCGAGUCCUCAAGCCGGCUAUGGUGCGCCGAGAUGACGAAGCUGAAAGGCUUUUCAGAGGAGCGGGAAAUUAAAAUUGGACAGAAUCUGCAAAAUGUGGAGCAAAUGGCCAUAGACUGGCUAACCGGCAACUUCUACUUUGUGGACCGAGUCAGCGACCGAAUAUUUGUGUGUAACCAAGGUGGAGAGACGUGCAUCACAAUCAUUGAUCUGGACCUCCAGAACCCUAAAGGAAUUGCCCUGGAUCCCCUGAUGGGGAAGCUUUUUUUCACCGACUACGGGGGCACAGCUAAAGUGGAGCGAUGUGACAUGGACGGCACCAACAGAACCCGCAUAGUGGAUCACAAAACGGAGCAACCCACAGCGCUCACACUGGACCUGGUGAAGAAGCUGGUUUACUGGGCCGACGCCUACCUGGACUACAUCGAAGUUGUAGAUUACAGUGGGAGAAACAGACACACUAUCAUUCAUGGGACGUCUGUGUCCUACCUUUACGGAUUAUCCAUCUUUGAAGAUUACCUGUUUGCGACACACUCAGAACCCUCUGGAGGAACUAAAGUGGACAUUUUACAGAUAAACCGCUUUAAUAUCACAGACCCACAUACAUUAACCAGUAUGGAGAAUUCAAGAGUUAUCCGUGUUUAUCACAAACUAACUCAGCCAACAGUCAGAAGUCAUGCGUGCGACGCUGACCCAUACGGGAGGGCCGGGGGAUGCGCUCACAUCUGCUUACUCGCCGGCAGCUACAAGUCCAGAACCUGCCGCUGCCAGACAGGCUUCGUCCUGGGAAGUGACGGGAAGUCUUGCAAAAAGCCGAAGAAUGAGCUCUUCCUGUUUUACGGGAAAGGGCGCCCAGGGGUCAUCAGGGGCAUGGAUAUGAACAUCAAGUCCGGUGAUGAGCACAUAGCACCAAUCGAGGACCUGGUGAACCCACGUGCUCUGGACUUCCAUGCCGAAACCGGCUACAUUUACUUCGCUGACACCACCAGCUUUUUGAUCGGCCGGCAAAAAAUUGACGGCAGCGGUCGAGAAACAAUACUCAAAGAUGACCUUGAUAACGUAGAGGGGAUUUCGGUGGACUGGAUUGCAAAUAACCUGUACUGGACAAAUGACGGCUACCGAAAAACGAUCAGCGUGGCCCGACUGGAGAAGGCAUCCCAGACCAGGAAAACCCUCCUGGAGGGGGAUAUGUCACACCCCCGUGCCAUUGUGGUAGAUCCCCUGAAUUGCUGGAUGUAUUGGACGGACUGGGAAGAAGAUGAAGUGAAUGACAGCAUAGGGAGAAUUGAGAAGGCCUGGAUGGACGGGUCUAAUCGACAGAUAUUCGUCACUUCGAACAUGCUCUGGCCCAACGGUCUAACGCUGGACCACGGGACAAGCACUAUGUACUGGUGCGAUGCAUACUACGAUCACAUCGAGAAAAUCUUCCUUAACGGCACUGGCAGAAUGGUGGUGUAUAAUGGCAAAGAGUUAAAUCACCCAUUUGGUAUUUCCCAUUACCGGGACCACAUCUUCUGGACGGAUUACAUGAACGCCUCUAUUUUCCAACUGGAUCUGUCGACUGGGGAUGUUACGCUAAUGAGGAGCGAGAGACCGCCUCUCUUCGGGCUCCGGGUGUACGACGCCCAAAGUCAGCAAGGAGACAAUGCGUGCCGUGUGAACUAUGGAGGCUGUGGUACGCUGUGUCUGGCUAUCCCUGGGGGCCGAGUAUGUGCAUGUGCUGACAACCACCACCUGGAGAAGAACAACGUCACCUGUUCUAGUAGGCCACGAGAUUCAGGGCCACGGCGGUGUAAGAGCGAGGAGUUUCAGUGCCGGAAUGAGCACUGCAUCCAGCUUACAUGGAAGUGUGACGGGGACGAUGACUGUAUGGACGGCAGUGAUGAAGACCCGCACAUCUGCUCUAACCGUAGUUGCCCUGCUGACCAAUUCAAAUGCCCGAACAACCGCUGCAUUCCCAAGAGAUGGCUGUGUGACGGAACCAAUGACUGUGGAAAUAAUGAGGAUGAGUCCAACAUUACUUGCUCAGCUCAGACAUGCCAGCCCAGCCAGUUCUCCUGUCAGAACGGGCGCUGCAUCCCAGAGACCUGGCGCUGCGAUAGGGAUGAUGACUGCGGGGACCGCUCAGAUGAAAUGGCCUCGUGUGCUUUCCCCACCUGUGAACCUCUCACCCAGUUCAGCUGUUCCAAUGGGAGAUGCAUCAGUGUCAAGUGGCACUGUGACUCCGAUGACGACUGCGGGGAUGGUAGUGAUGAGACGGGCUGUGUCCACUCCUGCUCCAACUCACAGUUCCAGUGUGCCAGUGGGCGGUGUAUCCCACAUCACUGGGCCUGUGAUGGGGACAACGACUGCGGCGACUUCAGUGAUGAGAAUGCCACCUGUUCUGCAGCAGCUCAGUCUCCUGUUAGUGACUGCACUGGGGAAGAGUUUUACUGUCGCGCUGAUGGCACCUGCAUCCCAGAACGAUGGCGAUGCGACGGGGACAAAGAUUGUGAGGAUGGGAGCGAUGAGGUCACUUGUGAAGGAACCCGCAGGGUCUGCGACCCCAAGGCCAAGUUCACCUGCAGAGCCUCUGGCAAGUGCAUUAGUAAGAACUGGGUCUGUGAUGGGGACAAUGACUGCGAGGACCUCUCCGAUGAGGAGAACUGCGAGGUGUCCGUCUGCAAGCCACCAAAGUACCCCUGCGCCAACAACACAUCCGUCUGCCUGCAGCCGGAGAAGAUCUGCAACGGGAGGAUGGACUGCGCUGACCAAUCAGAUGAGGGCCCAUUCUGUGACAAGUGCUCAUUGGAUAAUGGAGGCUGCAGUCACCAGUGUGCAGUGGCCCCUGGGAAGGGCAUCGUCUGCUCUUGUCCAGCGGGGCUCCACCUCAUCGCCGACAACAGGACCUGCGAGACAGUGGACUACUGCACCAAGCACCUCAGAUGCAGCCAGGUGUGCGAGCAGUACAAGGCUACAGUCAAGUGCUCCUGUUACCCUGGCUGGAGGCUGGGCCCGGAUGGGGAGGACUGCCAGAGCACUGAUCCCUUUGAAGCCUUCAUCAUUUUUUCUAUACGGCAUGAAAUCAGACGGAUAGACCUUCACAAACGAGACUACAGUCUUCUUCUCCCUGGCUUGAGAAACACAAUCGCUCUGGACUUCCACUUUAAUCAGAGCUUGCUGUACUGGACAGAUGUUGUGGAAGAUAAAAUUUACAGAGGAAAGCUCACAGAUGCCGGAGGUGUGACAGGAAUCGAAGUUGUGGUCCAGCAUGGAUUGGCUACUCCAGAGGGGCUGGCAGUGGACUGGAUUGCUGGGAACUUCUACUGGAUCGACAGUAAUCUGGACCAAAUCGAAGUGGCCAAGCUGAACGGAGGCAUGAGGACAACACUGAUCGCGGGGGGCAUGGAGCACCCGAGGGCAGUGGCCCUGGACCCUGGGCACGGAAUCCUCUUCUGGACGGACUGGGAUGCCACCUUUCCUCGGAUUGAAGGGGCCUCGAUGAGCGGUGCUGGAAGGCACGUGGUUUUCAAAGACAUGGAAAUAGGAGCGUGGCCAAACGGACUGACCUUGGAUCAUCUGGAGAAGAGGAUAGUGUGGACAGACGCCCGCUCCGACGCCAUUUUUUCGGCCCUGUACGACGGGAGCGGGGUCAUCGAGAUCCUGAGAGGGCACGAGUACCUUUCGCAUCCCUUCGCCGUCUCCCUGUUCGGGGGCAGCGUGUACUGGACAGACUGGAGGACCAACACCCUGGCCAAGGCCAACAAGUGGACGGGUCGGAACGUGACGGUAAUCCAGAAGACCAGCGCCCAACCAUUCGACCUGCAGAUCUACCACCCCAGCCGGCAGCCGCAGGCCUCGAACCCGUGUGCGACAAACGAAGGUAGAGGCCCAUGCUCCCACCUGUGCCUCAUCAACUACAAUCGCACUGCUGCCUGUGCAUGCCCUCACCUAAUGAAACUGUCCUCCAACAACAGAACCUGCCUUGUGCUGAAGAGAUUCCUUCUGUAUGCGAGACGCUCAGAGAUCCGCGGGGUGGACAUUGACAACCCCUACCUGAACAUCAUGACAGCACUGACAGUCCCAGACAUUGACAAUGUCACGGUGGUGGACUACGACACUCUGGAGGAGCGAAUUUAUUGGACGGACGUCAAAACCCAGACCAUAAAGCGGGCCUUCAUAAACGGAACUGGUUUGGAAACAGUUGUGUCUGGAGACCUACUAAAUGUCCGUGGGCUUGCUCUGGACUGGCUGUCACGGAAUAUGUACUGGAUAAGCUCGGAGAACGAUGAGACGCAGAUAAACGUUGCCCGUUUGGAUGGGUCUCUCAAAACCUCUGUCGUUCACGGGAUCGAUAAGCCCAAGUGUCUUGUUGUGCACCCAUCAAAGGGGAAAAUCUACUGGACCGAUGGCAACACUAUAAACAUGGCAAACAUGGACGGGAGCAACAGUAAAAUUCUGCACCAGAACCAAAGAGAACCAGUUGGUCUGUCAAUAGACCACGCUGCAAACAAGCUCUACUGGAUCAGCUCUGGUAACGGCACCAUCAACAGGUGCAACCUGGACGGCAGCAGCAUGGAGGUCAUAGAGUCCAUGAAGGCGGACCUGACAAAAGCCACAGCACUGGCAGUCAUGGGUGGCAAGCUGUGGUGGGCGGACGACAGUUCAGCCCAAAUGGGGACUGUCACGAAGAGGGAUGGACGGAACCCUGUGGUUUUGAGGAACAAGACCAGCGGGGUGGUGCACAUGAAAGUGUAUGACAAGGAGGGACAGAAAGGGAGGAACCCGUGUCAGCUCAACAAUGGUGGCUGCUCUCAGCUGUGCUUCCCGACGUCCGAGAACACUCGCAGCUGCUCCUGUACGGUGGGCUACCACCUGCGCAGCGAUCGCGUGUCUUGUGAAGGCAUCGGGUCAUUCCUGAUGUACUCUAUUCAUGAGGGAAUCCGAGGAAUCUCGCUGGACCCCACUGACCACACAGAGGCAUUGAUGCCAGUUAGUGGCACGCUGUUUGCUGUGGGCGUCGACUUUCAUGCAGGGAAUGACACAAUCUACUGGACAGACAUGGGCUUAAACAGAAUAUCCAGAGCAAAACGGGAUCAAACCUGGAAAGAGGACAUCGUCACCAAUGGCAUCGGCCGAGUGGAGGGGAUUGCAGUGGAUUGGCUUGCUGGUAACAUCUAUUGGACAGACCAUGGCUUCAACCUCAUCGAGAUUUCUAGACUGAAUGGUCAGUACCGAUCCGUGGUCAUCUCCCAGGGGCUUGACCAGCCAAGAGCCAUCGCUGUCCAUCCAGUCAAAGGCUACAUGUUCUGGACUCAAUGGGGUCAGACCUCAUGCAUCGGAAGGGCACGCCUAGAUGGCUCAGAACAGGUUGUGCUGGUUAGCUCCGGCAUUGCCUGGCCAAACGGGAUCUCCAUUGACUAUGAGGAAAACAAAUUAUACUGGUGCGAUGCUCGCACAGACAAGAUAGAGAGGAUCAACCUUGAGAGUGGGGAAAGCCGGGAGAUUGUGCUGUCAGCGAGCAACGUGGACAUGUUUUCAGUGGCAGUCUUUGGGGCUUACAUCUACUGGUCUGACAGGGCACACGCCAAUGGCUCCAUUCGGAGAGGACUAAAAAACGACGCUACAGAGGCCCUGACCUUGAGGAGUGGACUGGGCGUCAACCUGAAGGAUGUGAAAAUCUUUAACAGAGGCCGGGAGAAAGGUACAAACCCUUGUGCUAAGAAUAACGGGGGCUGUCAGCAGCUGUGCUUCUACCUGGGCAACGGGAGGAGAAAAUGUGCGUGCGCUCAUGGCUACCUGUCCGAGGGAGGGCUCACCUGUCAGAGGUACGAGGGCUACCUCCUGUACUCCGAAAGGACCAUCCUGAAGAGCGUCCACCUCUCGGACGAGAACAACCUCAACUCGCCCGUCAGGCCCUAUGAGAACCCCACCUACUUCAAGAACGUCAUCGCCUUGGCCUUCGACCAUCGGCAGAAGGCUGCGGGAGUCAACCGCAUCUUCUUCAGCGACGUCCACUUUGGGAACAUCCAGGUCAUCAACGAUGACUGGACGGGUCGACGGAUCAUUGUCGAAAAUGUGGGUUCGGUUGAGGGCCUGGCAUACCACCGGGCCUGGGACACACUGUACUGGACGAGCUCCACCACGUCCACCAUCACCCGGCACACCAUCGACCAGAGCCGGCGCGGAGCCUUCAACAGGGAGGCUGUGGUCACCAUGUCAGAGGAGGACCACCCACAUGUCCUUGCACUGGACGAGUGUCAGAACUUGAUGUUUUGGACUAACUGGAAUGAACAGCGUCCUGCCAUCAUGAGGUCAACAUUGGUGGGAAACAACAUGCAAAUCAUUGUUAGCACGGAUAUCCUUACCCCUAAUGGACUCACCAUUGACCACAAAGCAGAGAAGCUCUACUUCUCAGAUGGAAGUCUGGGGAAAAUCGAAAGGUGUGAAUAUGACGGAUCUCGCAGAUAUGUGAUUGUGAAGGCAGGGCCGGGAACCUUUUUCGGCCUGGCUAUUUAUGGCGACUUCAUCUUUUGGUCAGAUUGGGUGCGGAGGGCAGUGAUACGCUCCAAUAAGUACACAGGUGGUGACAUGAAAGUGCUCCGAGCGGACAUUCCGCACCAGCCAAUGGGAAUAGUCGCUGUGGCCAAUGACACCAACAGCUGUGAAUUGUCUCCCUGCCGGGUGAUGAAUGGGGGGUGCGGUGACCUUUGCCUUUUGACCCCAAAUGGCAUGGUCAACUGCAGCUGCAGGGGAGAGCGCGUGCUGCUGGAUGAUAACAGAUGUGUGUCCGAGAACUCUUCCUGCAACAUCCACACAGAGUUUGAAUGCGGGAACGGCGAGUGCAUCGACUAUCAGUUAACGUGUGAUGGAAUAGCUCAUUGCAAAGACAAGUCGGAUGAGAAAAUGCAAUUCUGUGAUAACAGGAACUGCAGGAAGGGCUUCAAGCCCUGCUACAACCAGCGCUGUGUGGCCAACAGUCGGUUCUGUGAUGGAGUAGACGACUGCGGGGACAAUUCAGAUGAAGCGUUUUGCAACAACUCAACGUGCACACCUUCUGAAACGCGGUGCCAGGACGGGGCCUGCAUCUCGAAUUCCGCCUGGUGCAAUCAGAUCAUCGACUGUGCAGACGCCUCCGAUGAAAAGAACUGCAAUAACACGGAUUGCACGGAUUACUACCAGCUGGGGGUGAAAGAGCGCGGAUUCGUCAGCUGCAACAGCACCUCGCUCUGCGUCCACACCUCCUGGGUCUGCGAUGGGGCCAACGACUGUGGGGAUUAUGCAGAUGAGGCCAACUGCCUGGCGGUUUCCCCCGGAAACAGGUGUGAGGAUGGCCACUUCGCCUGCCCCAGCGGAAACUGCAUCUCCAGCGUGUGGCUCUGUGACGGCCAGAAGGACUGCGAGGAUGGAGCCGAUGAGUUCCAGUGCGACUCCUCUUGCCUGUGGAACCAAUUUGCCUGCUCCAAGAACAAGUGCAUUGCUAAACAGUGGCUGUGUGACGGAGAGGACGACUGCGGCGACGGAGUAGACGAAAGCGAGGAGAUCUGUGGCUCCGUGACUUGUGCUCCUGGGCUGUUCAACUGUCCUGGAUCCUAUGCCUGUGUACCAAAACGCUGGCUUUGUGAUGGAGAGAGGGACUGUCCCGAUGGCAGUGAUGAGCUCUCUGCAGCCGGCUGUGCACCCAACAACACCUGCGAUGAGAAGGCCUUCCGGUGCCGCAACAAGGCCUGCAUCCCCAAGCGCUUUGUGUGCGACCACGACGACGACUGCGGUGACGGGUCUGACGAGUCCCUUGAAUGUGUGUACCGCUCCUGUGGCUCGGGGGAGUUCCGUUGCGCAGACGGGAGGUGCCUGCUCAGCGCGCAGUGGGAGUGCGACGGGUACCCCGACUGUCUGGACCACUCCGACGAGCUCCCACUGAACCCAAAGUGCUCAGCUGCAGAAAGCCUAUGCAAUGGCUCCUUCUUCAUGUGCGCCAACGGGCGCUGCAUCACCCUCGGGAGUCUCUGCGACAAAAAGGACGACUGUGGGGACCGUUCGGAUGAGUACAACUGCAAUGUGAAUGAGUGCCUAAACCGCAGAGUGAGCGGAUGCACUCAGGAGUGCCAGGAUCUCCCCGUGGGAUACAAGUGCAAAUGUUGGCCAGGAUUCCGGCUGAAGGAUGAUGGGAAAACCUGUGUCGACAUUGAUGAGUGUUCAUCCAGCUUCCCCUGCAGCCAGCACUGCAUCAACACAUACGGCUCGUACAAGUGUCUGUGCACAGAUGGCUACGAAGCGCCAGCCAGCAAUCCAAAUACCUGCAAGUCUCUCUCAGCUGAAGAGCCCUUCCUCAUACUUGCAGACCAUCACGAGAUACGUAAAAUUAGUGUAGACGGGUCCAAUUACACUCUUUUGAAACAGGGCCUAAAUAACAUCGUGGCCAUAGACUUUGACUACAGGAAGGAGUUUAUCUAUUGGAUUGACUCAAGCAGACCCAGCGGGCGCAGGAUAAAUAGAAUGCGUCUGAAUGGGAGUGACCUCAAGAUUGUCCACCGCACUGCGGUGCCCAGUGCGCUGGCUGUGGACUGGAUCGGGAAGAACUUAUACUGGUGUGAUGCAGAGAGGAUAACCCUAGAGGUGUCCAAGGUCAAUGGCCUGUACCCCACUGUCCUUGUGGGCUCGGGGCUGAGGAACCCCAAGAACCUGGCUCUGGACACUCAGACUGGGUACGUUUUCUGGAUUGACUGCUGUGACUACCCCCAUAUUGGCCGUGUUGGCAUGGAUGGCAGCCACCGAACUGUGAUUGUUGACACCGAAAUCUACAGCCCUACGGCCUUAGCCAUCGACUACACCAACAAGAGGCUGUACUGGGCUGAUGAAAACCACAUCCUGUUUGCGAACAUGGACGGAUCCCGACGACACAAGGUGCCUAAUCAAGACAUCCACGGCGUGAUGGGGCUGACGCUGUUUGAGGAUUACAUCUACUGGACUGAUGGGAAAUCCAAGACCCUCAACCGUGCUCACAAAACCUCAGGGGCCCAGAGGGCAGAGCUGCUGAGCACUUGGCAAACCAUCACCGACAUCAAGGUGUACCAUCCUUUCCGCCAGCCUGACGUGCCCAAACACCAGUGUCAGGUGACCAAUGGAGGAUGCAGCCACCUCUGUCUCCUGUCCCCUGGGGGUGGAUACAAAUGCGCCUGUCCCACCAACUUUUACCUCGGUGCGGACAACAAGACCUGCUUAUCCAACUGCACAGCCAGUCAGUUUCGAUGUGGUACAGAUGAGUGCAUUCCUUUCUGGUGGAAGUGUGACACGGUGGAUGACUGUGGCGAUGGGUCCGACGAGCCUCCAGACUGCCCGGAAUUCAAAUGUCAGCCGGGGCGAUUCCAGUGCGGGACUGGUCUCUGUGCUCUACCCCCCUUUAUAUGUGAUGGAGAGAAUGACUGUGGAGAUAACUCUGAUGAGGCUAACUGCGACACAUACAUCUGUCUGUCCGGGCAGUUCAAAUGCACCAAGAAGCAGAAGUGCAUCCCUCUGAACCUGCGCUGCAAUGGCCAAGAUGACUGUGGAGAUGGCGAGGAUGAACUUGACUGUCCGGAAAGCACUUGCUCCCAGGAUCAGUUUCAGUGUAAGACCACAAUGCACUGCAUCUCUAAAUUGUGGGUUUGUGAUGAGGACCCAGACUGUGCUGAUGGCUCGGAUGAGGCCAACUGUGAUGAAAAGACCUGUGGACCUCAUGAAUUCCGCUGCAAGAAUAACAACUGCAUCCCGGAUCACUGGAGGUGUGACAGUCAGAGCGAUUGCGGAGACCACUCGGAUGAGGAGAACUGCAAGCCGGUGACCUGCAGCUCAAAGGAUUUCGUUUGUGCCAAUGGGGAGUGCAUCUCUGCACGGUUCCGCUGUGAUGGCGACUACGACUGCGUUGACAAUUCAGACGAGAAAGACUGCGAGACACGAUGCUCUGAAGACCAGUUCCAGUGCCUGAAUAAUCUGUGCAUCUCGCUCAAGUGGCUCUGUGACGGACAGGAGGACUGCAAAACGGGGGAGGAUGAGAGCAACUGUGGGGGAGGCACUGAAGUCGUUCCGUCCUGCUCCUUGAAUGAGUAUGACUGCGUCACUGGAGGCUGUGUGUCAGCCAAUCUGCGGUGUGACGGAAAAGAGGACUGCACAGACGGCUCAGAUGAGGUGGAUUGUGUACGGGAGUGCAGGGAGGACCAGUUCCUGUGCCGGAACCGGGCCUAUUGCAUCCCACAGAGAUGGCGCUGCGAUGAGGUGUACGACUGUGUGGACCACAGCGAUGAAGAAAACUGCGACCACGGGGCAUACUCAUGCCGUGCCGACGAGUUUAUUUGCAACAACACCUUGUGUAAACUGCACGUGUGGGUGUGUGAUGGCGAGGAUGACUGUGGAGACAACUCUGAUGAAGAUCUCGAGAUGUGUGCCAAGCUGCCCUGCCCACCGACAAGGCCCUACCGCUGCCGUAACGACCGGGUCUGUCUGCGCACGGAACAGGUGUGCAACAGCGUGGAUGACUGCGGGGACAACUCUGAUGAGGAAGAGUGCGAGGGCACGGUGGGGAGAUCCAGGCCGUGCGGGAAGGCGGAGUUCACCUGCAGGAGCCAGCGCUGCAUCUCAGCAGAUCUGCAAUGCGACCUGUUCGAUGACUGUGGAGACGGGGGCUCCGAUGAGCUCGACUGCAAAGCCUUUCCCAGUGAAGAUUUAUGCAAAGGGAGAAUGAAUCCUUGUGGUGAAGACGCAGUCUGCAAUCAAACAAAUGUUGAUGUGAUUUGUCAGUGCAAACCAGGAUUCCAGAGAAAUCAAAGGAAUAAACAGUGCGAAGAAGUGAAUGAAUGCCUUCAGUUUGGCACUUGUUCGCACUAUUGCACUAAUACUAAAGGAUCCUACAAGUGCACAUGUGACAGGAAUUACAAAGAAAUUGGUGGCGAAUGCAGAGCAAAAGGACCAGAAGAUCGAGUGCUCUACAUAGCUAAUGACACUGAAAUCCGAGGUUUUGUGUAUCCAUUUAACCAGAGCCAUGGACACAAACAACUAGCUCGCAUCGAGGACAAUGCCCGAAUUAUUGGGAUGGACGCUCUGUUUCAAGGACACAAGUUUAUCUGGGCUACCCAGUUUAAUCCAGGUGGAAUUUUUUACAAAGACCUCAUAGACAGAAGUCAAACUAAAACAAAUAGUGGAAUCAUAUGUCCAGAUUUUCGAAGGCCAAGGGACGUGUCAGCCGACUGGGUGACGGGGAAUAUCUACUGGACGGAUCAUUCGCGGAUGCACUGGUUCAGCUAUUAUACAGCCCAUUGGACAAGGCUAAGAUAUUCCAUUAAUGUAGGGCGACUUGGGGGAUCCAAUUGCACUCGUCUGGUAACAGACAUCGCAGGGGAGCCUUAUGCCAUUGCUGUCAACCCAGUUCGAGGGAUGAUGUACUGGACAGUCAUUGGUGACCACUCUCACAUCGAAGAGGCGGCCAUGGAUGGGUCUGCACGCAGAGUCCUGCUGGAUAAGAACCUCCGGAGGCCCACAGGGCUGGCGAUUGAUUAUUUCAACCAGCGUUUGUACUGGGCCGAUGUGGAGCUUUCUGCCAUAGGGAGCGUGCGAUUGGAUGGGUCUGAUUCUCUGCUGGUCGAUAGCAGCAAACAUGGAAUAUCCCAGCCUCACAGAAUAGACAUAUUUGAAGACUAUAUCUAUGGAGUUGGGCUGAAAAAUGAUGUUUUCAGAGUUCACAAAUAUAACAAAGGACCCGUGGAACGCCUUGAUUUAGGAGUGGAGAAAGCAUCAAACAUCUUGAUUUUUCAUCCAUUCAAACAGCAAGAGGUCACAAACCCCUGCCUGAAGAUGAAAUGUGACUUCCUGUGUCUGCUGAACCCAACUGGUGCCACCUGCGUCUGUCCUGAGGGGAAGGCCCUGGUUAACGGAUCCUGUGGAGACACCAACGUCUCAGGUGAGCUCUGCCGGCCAGCGUGUGAGAACGGAGGGAGGUGCACAGCCAACGAGAGAGGGGACUGGCGGUGCUACUGCUGGCCCAACUUCUCUGGGGAGCAGUGUGAAGUCAACCACUGCAAGGACUACUGUCAGAACGGAGGAACGUGCACUGGGUCACCUCUAGGGAGGCCCACAUGCCGCUGUGCUGUAGGGUUUACGGGACCCUUCUGUGAGAAGCGGAUCUGUGACAAUUACUGCCUGAACGGGGGCACCUGCGACGUCAGCCUUGGGAACCAGCCGGUGUGCCGAUGCCUGGCGGAGUACACCGGGGACCGCUGUCUCAACCACAUCUGCCACCACUACUGCGUGAACUCCAGGGCAUGCACACUGUCCAGCAGCGGCCAUGUGGAGUGCGUGUGUCCCACGAGGUACGAGGGCAACAAAUGUGAGGUGGACAAGUGUCUCCGGUGCCAUGGGGCCCCUUGCAUCGUGGACCACGAGACCGGGGACGUGUCCUGCAACUGCACCAAUGGCAGAAUAGCAUCCAGCUGCCAGCUGUGUGAUGGUUACUGCUAUAAUGGCGGCACCUGCCAUCUUGACUCUGAGACUCACCUGCCAUUCUGUCACUGCACGGCCGGGUUCAAAAACCAGCGCUGUGACGAGCGGGCAAAUCCGUGCGAUUACUACUGUCAGAACGAGGGGAUUUGCACGUUAACCACCUUUAACAAACCCCGGUGCAAGUGUUCUGCCAACUGGUCCGGGACGCAGUGUGAGAGGCCAGCACCCAAGAGCAGCCGCUCCGAUAACACCAGUGGGAGAAGUAUAGCCAUCAUUGUCCCUCUCGUCCUUCUUGUGAUCUUAAUCACCACUGUGGUGGCAGGCGUCCUUAUUUGCAAAAGGAGGCAGAGAGGCAAGAGGGUGCAGAGGCAGCCAAUGACCAAUGGAGGGCUGAACGUAGAGAUCGGCAACCCCUCAUACAACAUGUACGAGGUCGACCAUGACAACCACGCAGACGCCGGCAACCUUCUGCAUCCCAACUUCACACUGGACCCGCAUAAGGGCUGGUGUGUAAGAUCCAGUGAUCCUCGCAGUGUGCCCGUUCACAUUGUCCCCAAGGAGAUUAUUCCAGGACAGCCCAUAAACUACUCCAACCCCAUGUAUGCCAAGAUUUACCUUGAUGGACAGAACUGUCGAAAACCAAUGGUGAACAUUGAGGAGAGAAGAGAGCUACUCCCAAAGAAACUGGAGGGGACAAUUCGUGAAACAGCUGCGUAGACUGAUUUUACACUCUUUUCUUCUUUUAUACGAUCUGUAUAAAUGUACAAAUGAAAGGGAAAAAAGAUUUUUCUAUGUCCUGUCAGGUUCUGAUAAUCCCUUUUCCUUCUGUUUCUUUGGCAUCAGCAUUACCUCCUUGUUUCA
Molecule: messenger RNA, 13944 nt
Organism: Megalops cyprinoides (Indo-Pacific tarpon)
Lineage: Eukaryota; Metazoa; Chordata; Actinopteri; Elopiformes; Megalopidae
Product: low-density lipoprotein receptor-related protein 1B-like
Exons: 91
Coding region: 1-13800 (4599 amino acids)
Molecular function (GO): calcium ion binding; protein binding
Source: RefSeq, a predicted model, not a curated record